UCUGGUUUCUCCCUUUACAUCCUUUCAGUCCCGUAAAAAUCCAUUCGCUGCUGCGGCUGGUUCUUCCGCUCCUGCGCGGGCGCUCCUCACCCGUUAGAAACUGCGGAAGGUUUUUAAAAUUUCUCACGAAUGGCGUCGACAUCCGCAUCUGAAACCACGGCGCCGCCGCAGCAGCAGCAGCAGCAGCAGCAGCAGCCGGCGGCGCCGCACUCGCAGUCUAAAGUGAAGCUGUCGCUGGACGAGAUCUCCAAACUCUUCUCGCUCCCCAUCGCCGAGGCCGCUUCCAUCCUAGGUGUCUGUACCAGUGUAUUGAAGAGGAUAUGCCGUGACAACGGCAUUGCAAGGUGGCCAUAUCGGGAAGACUUUUGAAGAUAUCAAAAGAGAUGCUGAAAGAGAGAAAACUAAAGAGUCAGCUGAUUCAUCAAAAAAGACAAAACAAAAAGCUGAUGCUACAAAAGCGAUGCCUGCAAACUCAGUCGGUUCAUCGUCAACAUUUGAAGAUCAAAAUAACUCCAAAUCCCAAAGCGGAGUUCCCACACACAGUCACAUUCUACAACAAGGCGUUAGGUUUGCACAGGGUGUGUCACCUAAUAAUAUGCUCCAUUUAAGCCAAAUCAGGAACAUCCCCACCUUCAUGGAUGAAUUCAAGUAUGGGUUCCCAACUAGGGGCUUAUCAUCUCUUUCAAACAAAUGGUGGGGAAGCGGCAACAGCGACAGCAGUCCACUAAAAUCUUCAGCUGUAAAAGAUGAAAGCCAAGAAUCCUGUGAGUUAUCGAAUGAAACUUCAAAGUGCACGAUGGAUGAUAUGGCAGAUUCCGGUACGGAGGAUAGCGCGGCCACAAGUGUACCAUCUGCUGUUUUGUGCUCUCUGAGAAGAAAGGCUCUCGAAGAUGGGAGAGGAUUACUAAAGGAUGGAGCCUGUAAUGGAUGUGAACUUCACAAGUUGAAUAAGAGGCAGAGGCUAGUGCUAGCUCAAGUGUUUGGAUCUUCAUUGCCUGAUAAAUGGAAGGAUAGAUGAUCUAAAUCUUUUUGGUCAUUCUGUUAUAUGUAACUCCAUGGGGAGCUUUUCCCUUACAGAUAACUCGACCUCGACCAAUUUCUAGCUACUAUUUUGAGUUUUAUGUCAUUCACGUGCCCCGGUCAAUAUAUAUAUAUUUUUCCCCCAUGUCGGUGGAAAGAGUAAAUUUCCCAUAAAUAGGAAAGAUUGCUGACCAAGGAUUCUAUGUUGGCUACAUCUGUGACUUGUUAAUGGAACCACAGUUAAUAACUCAUGGUGGUAGAAGUGUUACGGAGGAACUUUAUUACUGCGCUCUUGAAUUCAGCUGUAUGUUGAUAAAUUUGGCAAUGCUGAUUAUUUGUUGAUUUAGGAUGUUGAUGUGUUAGGCACUUGAAUAUUGGAUAGUUCUGGUCUUGUAUUCAGGUAUUUUGAAUUGUGGUAAUGUUAUUUCUUUUACACAUUUUGAGUUCU
Ananas comosus (pineapple) is the source of this 1468-nucleotide messenger RNA. Its product is annotated as protein NLP3-like. NCBI's taxonomy places the organism in Eukaryota, Viridiplantae, Streptophyta, Magnoliopsida, Poales, Bromeliaceae. The record is from RefSeq and is a predicted model, not a curated record. Gene Ontology annotation, molecular function: DNA-binding transcription factor activity.